CUCCCUCCCUAGCCACCCAUCGCUCAGGUUUGCUUUGUCCACGAUGGCUGCCCUGCAGAAAUCCGUGAGCUCUGCCCUCGUGGCCGCGCUGGCCGCCGGCUGCCUCCUCAUCCUGGCACUGUGCGCCCAGUGGGGAGCAGCUCUGCCCAUCACGUCGCACUGUAGGCUCAACGAGUCUGACUUCCAGGAACCCUACAUCAUCAACUACACCUUCACCCUGGCCCAGGAGGCUAGUUUGGCAGAUAACAUCACAGAUGUUCGUCUCAUUGGGAAAAAACUGUUCCAGGGAAUCAAUCAGGUGACAAAACGCUGCUAUCUGCUGAAGCAGGUACUGAACUUUACUCUUGAAGAGGUGCUGCUCCCCCAGUCCGAUAAAUUCCAGCCCUAUAUGAAAGAGGUGGUGCCUUUCUUCGCCAAGCUCAGCAAAAAGCUAAGCCAAUGCCAUGAAUAUGACAACCAGCACAUCCAGAGAAAUGUACAGAAUCUGAAGAACACAGUGAGAAAGCUUGGAGAGAGUGGGGAGAUUAAAGUCAUUGGAGAACUGAACUUGCUGUUUAUAGCCCUGAGACGUGAAUGUGCUCAAGUAGAACAAGGCUGGAAAAUGGAUUACUAACCUUUCUCACCUGUUAAACAAUAAGAUCCCCUGAGGUUUUCUUUUAUCAAAAGGAAAAGGGGAAGCCAAACUCCAUAGUCCUGUGUAAAUUCUAAAAAAACCCUGGCUUAGCUUCAAAAUGAGAACGAUGUCACUUGUAUCCAUAAGAUCAGAAGCUAGACCUUCCAAGCAUAUUAAUAACUUUUUAUUGUAGUCAGUGUUUUAUACACAGAAAUUUAACUAUUUCCCCACAAAAAAGAUUACUUUGUCUCUUUAGAAAAAGCCCCUAAAUAACUUUAUUUCCAUAAUCAAUACUUUAUAUUUAUGAAUUAAUUUAUUGUUAUAAGUACAUGUCUUAUUAUUUAUGUCACUUUACUAAUAUGGGUUUA
Molecule: messenger RNA, 981 nt
Organism: Dama dama (fallow deer)
Lineage: Eukaryota; Metazoa; Chordata; Mammalia; Artiodactyla; Cervidae
Gene: IL22
Product: interleukin 22
Exons: 5
Coding region: 44-613 (189 amino acids)
Cellular component (GO): extracellular region
Source: RefSeq, a predicted model, not a curated record